Messenger RNA from Racocetra persica, 887 nucleotides. The record is from the annotation of a GenBank genome assembly. NCBI's taxonomy places the organism in Eukaryota, Fungi, Glomeromycota, Glomeromycetes, Diversisporales, Gigasporaceae.
AUGUCUAUAUCCGCUGAUUCUAUAAAGAAUAAUGAUGAUAUUUUAUUUACAAAUAAUGAUAAUGUUUUCGAUGAAAUUCUUGAAAUUGACUCUAGGCGACUUCGUGCACUUCACGAAAUAGAUAAUGCAAAUUUUCAAUGGUUUCAUAUUAGGGCUUGUGUGGUAUCUGGAGUUGGCUUUUUUGCGGACGCUUACGACUUGUUUGUCAUAAAUUUGGUUUCUACUAUGAUAGGUUAUAGUUACUUUAACCAUGACGGUGAAGUUCCAGCAAAUAUCGAUAUGGGAUUAAAAGUGUCUGCUGCAUGUGGAACUCUAGUAGGUCAAUUAUUUUUUGGUUGGUCUGCUGAUCAUUAUGGAAGAAAAAAAAUGUAUGGUUUAGAACUAUCAUUAAUGAUCGUCGCAACGGUCGGCUCUUCGAUGUGUGCGGAUUCAUUUGCUGUUACUCUUUGGGGCUCACUAAUAUUUUGGCGGUUUGUAUUAGGUUUAGGAAUUGGUGGCGAUUACCCUUUAUCAGCUGUUAUCACAAGCGAAUUUGCAACGAUAAAGAGACGGGGUGCAAUGAUGGCUGCCGUUUUUGCUAUGCAAGGUUUUGGGAUUUUAUCCGCGGCUAUAGUAUCAGUGGUUGCUUUGUCGGUCUUCAAGAACGAGAUAAUAGAAGAUUUCAGAUAUAUUGAUUAUGUGUGGCGAGUAGUAUUGGGGUUUGGUGUAGUUCCGGCAGUUAUAGCGUUAUAUUUUCGAUUGACAAUCCCUGAAACACCACGAUAUACGAUGGAUGUAUUGCAUGACAUCGAAAGAGCAACUCACGACAUCGAUGUCCUAUUAGUGAAGGAUAGAUAUAUUGACGCUAAACACAAACCUACUUAUAUAGUAGAAGCUCCUCGCGCAAC